This is a messenger RNA of Anopheles funestus (African malaria mosquito), 3696 nucleotides long. RefSeq names its product sal-like protein 1. NCBI's taxonomy places the organism in Eukaryota, Metazoa, Arthropoda, Insecta, Diptera, Culicidae. Bases 917 to 2272 code for a protein of 451 amino acids. Gene Ontology annotation, biological process: regulation of DNA-templated transcription. The record is from RefSeq and is a predicted model, not a curated record. Gene Ontology annotation, cellular component: nucleus. The transcript has a single exon.
CGCCAAAGCGCCCGUGCGUCUGUGUGUUAGUCUCCUGUUUUGUCGAGCCGAACGGCGAAUGCUUUUCCCGCACGGUAUAACCAUAUUUCGGAACAAGUGAAACAAAAGCACCCGGAGGCAAUGGAAUGAAAAACAGAUGAGACAAAAAAAAACCUCCUCCCUGGCACGCACACAACAAAGGAAUGAAACAAAAUAAAAAAGGCAGGGAAAACUCCAGCGAGGAAAAUGAUGAGGGACAAUAUUUUCCAAACCCUAUGCUGAGACGAGGGUGCGCCUUUGCAAAAAGGGUGGUUUUGCGCCCUAUGUUUAUGUACAUUACACUGCUUCAUGUUUUCUUUCUCUCUUCUGUUCAAUCUCUCUCUGUCUCUCUUUCGUUCUGCUCCUUUUGCUUACAUGCCGACAACAGAAACCACAUGCGCUUUCGAUGAAAAACCGGACGCAAGGUUUUCACCAUUUUAUAUGGCGGUUCUCGAAACGAUAUGUUUCUGAUUUUAUGAUCGCUCUCUCUCUCUCUCCCCGAGCGUAUUUUCCUUCCAUCAGCAAACACAUGCUCGAGCGCGGGUGUCGGUGUGGUUGGUGGUGGUGGUGGUGGUAAAGUUGCCGAAGAUUAGGGCCACAUUUUGCAAAAGGCCGUCAGGAUAUUCGGGAAAGGAUGGUUUAGUUUGUCGGUAGCGCUCGUUGAAGGAACAAGUGAUUCGGCACCAAACAGUUAAGGAGACAUUAAAGAAUGCAGCUUUUGAGGAAGUUUAAGCUGUGCGACGUGUUGUGAUUAAAAGAAAAUCAAUGUGUUAUCUAUGGUGAUUGUCUAAGAAACAUUGUGAAAAUAUACUUAAUACAGUUUCCAUUAAAGAGUGUUCACAUUCGUAAGUGUGCGAUAGUGUUCGGCUUUAUCACUAGCUUUGUUUCCAACACAACCAUGACAAUGGACAUCAAACAGUCGCGUAUGAAUGUGAAGAUAGUACCACCGUUACCGGACCAGCAGGAUCAACAGUUGCAUCAACAUGUGAUUACUAAAAUGGCCGACCGGAAACCUAGCACCGGCACUAAACGGUCAUUCGACGUUGCGUUUCUAAUGCUGCCGGAUGAAAAGCUCGCAGCAGCGCGGAAUGGAAAAACACCGAAAAGACAGCUUCCACCUGCACCAUCGCCUACCAUCGAUGUGGAAAGUGAUUCAACCCAAUCGGAGGAUCUUUCGCUGAAGGGUGGCUUUAGUCCGGUACGAUCACCGGAAGUGGAACGACAUUUUCCGCUGGAAAUGUUAAACGCUACCCGUCAUCGGGCAUUGCUGGUGGAUGGCCAUACGGCUCCACUUAUCCAUCAUCCCCAGCAGCCUCACACGCAUCAUCAUGCCAAUCACCAACAUUUGCCCCAACAUCCGGGUGGGGAAGAACGGUUAGCUUAUCUCUUUAACUCUGGCGCAAGAUUUUAUGAACAUCCGUUCGGUGGCUUUGGACGUAGUGAUUCCGAUACGCAACGUAGUGCUUUUCAGAAAGUGUCCAGCAUGAUACCGAACGGAUCGCCAUUGCCACCGCUAAGUCCGGAUCGUCACAGCUGUCCUUCGACGAGUCCACCGAUUUCGAUCAGUCCGUCCGGAUCGCAGACCGGUUCGGUCGGUGGUUUCCGUACGUACGAGUAUGGACCGUUUCUAUCGCCCAGUCCGGGCAGUCCAUCGGCACCACCAAAUGGUCCGGUUCGGUCUACAUCACCUGCGGCAAAAACGACAGGUCCUGCACCACCCCUACCGAUGCUGUACCGACCAACCGAUCCGAACGAUCCUUCGAUGGCGGGUUCACCUUAUUUCCCCGGUGUACCACCCUUCGCAUUGCCCCCGUUUGCUGCUGGACCUUCCCCACCGAUGCCGGAAUCGGUCGACGGUAUCAUACGUAACCCGGCAGCAGCAGCCAUUCUGUCCACCUUGCUACCAUCCGCCAUGAGUACGUUCACCCUUUCGGCCCAGAACGUAUGUGCCAAGUGCAACAUAAGCUUCCGGAUGACGAGUGAUCUGGUGUACCAUAUGCGUUCCCAUCACAAAAGUGAACACGUGCAUGAUCACGCACGGCGCAAGCGGGAGGACAAGCUGAAGUGUCCGGUGUGCAACGAAAGCUUCCGUGAGCGACAUCAUCUAACGCGUCACAUGACCGCACACCAGGAUAAGGCGGGUGAUUUGCUGGAAAAGUCGAGCGGCACCGGCAUCGGUAUGAAGGGUGCAACCUCACGGCAUCAACACCAGCAACAGCAUCUUCAUGUCGCUUCGACGGGGCGGCUUGCGUAACGUGAUCGGAGCACACGGGUGGUAUAUCGAGAUGAACAUCUGUUACGAUUCUUCAAAUAGCCCAUACACACAUACGAAGAUCAAACCCUCUCCGGGUGGUGAUUAAAAUAUGUUUUAAUCAGUUGCUGCCUUUUCAGUUUUCUUUCUUUUUUUCAUAAAAGAGGGUUUGAUUUUAGUUCCUUCCCGUGCAUUUUAUGCUUUUCGGUUGUUUUGUUAUGAAAAGGAAAACAGAAGCAAGUGGCGUGUGUGGUCGUGCAGCAUGAAAUAAUAGGGCAUUGUUUAACACUUUCUUGCGCUAGGUGUGGUGGCAACCAAACUGCAUUUACAUUCACGAAACAAUACGCAACAAUGAUUAUGUUAAGUUGGUAAAAAAAUAUUUAAUUAUUAAAAUGUGAUAUUAAAUGUACUUUAAAGACGAGUUUUAAAGGAAAAAGUGGUGAGCCAUGAUAGAGCAACUCGUUGUCGGUAAUGUAGAUUAACAAGUUAUAUAGACACAAGAAAAAAAAAAAAAGAAAAUGUUAGUAAAUAGUACAAGGGAUGAAUAUUUGUCAAUGUAUAGCAAAACGCAAAGCAAUCUCGGUAGCAUAAUCGACCCACUCACACUAAUACAUACACACACAGAAAUAUACAGACUAUAGUGCACAAAUCAUCGCGAAGCAUUGAAAAGUGGUAUUUAAUAAAUGUUGUCUUAUCGUACGGAAAAUGGAUAAUUUUUAUUAAUGAUCAUGUUUUUUCACGAAACGGCGAGUUUUGUGUUCCACCCUAUAGACCUCCACAUUCGGUGUGGUAAGGGUAAGCUAAGGCAUGCACUUAUCAAAAAUCAUCCGAAAUUCGAUUAUAAAACGCAGCGCGUGAUUUUCACUCGCUAAGCGUAAGUAUCGUUUUUGAUAGCGUCCGAAAAGAAGGGAUGCUCAUUGAGCAGGAGGUUCAUAAAUCAUCUGUUCAUCUGUUUUUGGGGUUUGCAUCUUUUCGUUUUGCAUGCUUCUUUUUCGUUCGCAGAAUGGUGGCAUAAUCUUUGCUAUUAAUUUCAUUUUCUGUUUAGCAGUUACAUUAGCGUAAAGCUGAUGAUGUUUUUUUCUCUCCUUAGUUGAGCGGUGGUAUUAAUCUGUUUGCAAUUUAUUCAUUUAUCAAUUUUGCACUUCGUAUUUGAACAGAAUGUAUUGAUAAUCGUAUUACCAAGAGAAUCGCUUUUUGCUUUAAAUAAAAAAAACAUGAUAUUAGAAUAUUUAUUUGCUUUUUUACUUAAUUUAUAAUUAAGUUUUAUUAAAAAAAUUGAAACUUUUCAACGGAAAGAAAUAAGAAGCUUGAAAAAGAAAGUGUAAGGAAAAUGUAUACAUUAUUGUUAAACACCAAAACAUAUUUAUACAUUUUUUCAAUAUUUAUUAUUUUAUUUUGGAUUUUUUCCAAAACCGCUUGCUAUUUCU